Molecule: messenger RNA, 1962 nt
Organism: Danio rerio (zebrafish)
Lineage: Eukaryota; Metazoa; Chordata; Actinopteri; Cypriniformes; Danionidae
Source: RefSeq, a predicted model, not a curated record
UUUAAUAGUACUUCGUUGUGAUAUUCGCCCAGUUUGUAUGGAGAUAUAAAUAAACAGAUUUGUGUAGCUAUAUAUAUAUUAUUUGAAAUCUUAUUUAACACUUUUGUGAGACGAAUUAUAAGUGUGCGGAGGAAUAUGAAUAUUCAUGAGUUCACUGAAUAUCGUUAAACGUCAAACAACUGUUCACUAAAGGUCUUGUCCUAAAGAAUGACUUGAGAGGAUUUCCAGGCAAGUGUCGCACUAAUCUACUGAAAAAAAAAGUGCUGUCUUUGAGGAAAAUCUCUGAAGCCAGAUCUGAAUAGCAAAUCUGUGAAUAACAAACAUUUGAAUUCAAGCCAUGGAUGUUUUAAACCCGGAGGACGUCAGCUUGUAUGAGGACUAUUACAAUUCUGAUGGACUUGAGGAGUUUGGACUGUGCAAGAAGACGCACGUUAAGGAGUUCAGCUAUUUGUUUCUACCUACGUUCUACUCUGUUACCUGUGCGCUGGGGAUUAUCGCUAAUUUAACCCUUGUGGUGUUGCUGGUCAAAUAUAAGACUCUGAGGAUGGUUUUACCUCUUCAGAUGGUCAUAUCGGACAUCCUGUUCACACUGAGCCUUUCUUUCUGGGCGGUCUACGCCGGCAGCGAGUGGAUCUUCGGCGAUCACAGCUGUAAAGCGAUCACGUUCGUUUACAUGGUUAGUUUGUACAGCAGCAAUCUUUUUGUCGCCAGUCUGAGCUUGCAGAGAUUUUUGGACGACGCACGCGUUGAUUCCACCCUCAGGAUCUUCAGAAGUUCAAAGAGGAACGGCGUUUUGUGUGCCAUCGUGUGGCUUUUCUCAAUUUUGGCUGCGGCUGUUCAUGUCAGCUUUGUGGAGUUGCAAAAAUUCCACGAGAAGAUCGUUUGCACUUAUCAUUUCAAUGAUGGGUUCGGUUGGAAAGUCUACACGAGGUUUCAGAUGACCCUGCUUGGGUUCGUCAUACCGUUUCUCGUGCUUGUUUUCUGUUGGAUACGAUAUUGCAGUGUUGUUGUGGGAAGAAGCAGAUUCCAGAGGUUUCGACUGGAAACCGGAUUCACCGUGAUGUUUUUUCUCCUCUGGUUCCCCUACAGCGUUGUCAUUUUCCUGCAUGCCUUGCAAGACCUUCACUUUUUUUACGCUUGCACCACUAACAUACAGUUUGACUUCGCCAUUCAGGUGACCGAGUCCAUUGCCUUCACGCAUGUGCUCGUAAACCCCCUGUUGUACAUGUUUCUAAACAAAAAAGUCUGGAAACGGUUAAGAAAUGCGUUUAAGACUCCGAGGGAGUAUCUGCUGGAGGAAUCCAGCAGUUCAUCAAAUGGGUCGGGUCAGGGUGAUGAUAUCGAGCUGAAGUCGGUCCAACGAUGUCAAGCCCAUGAUGUGAACUUUUGUGCUGAACGACCGAAUAAUUUACUACCUGAGCUGAAAUGAAAGCUUUGUGUUCUUUGGUUUUUAGCACAUUAUUAAACAUAAUAGUUUCAAUAACUAAUUUUAAUUAGCCAUGAUGACAUAUUAUACCAGUUAUUUUGCAAGAUACUAGUAUUGAGUUUAAAGUGCGAUUUAAAUGCAUAGCUAGGUUAAUUAGGUUAACUAGUUGUUGGAUAAUAGUGGUUUGUUCCAUAGUCAAUCAGAAAAAAAAUAUCUUAAGAAUUAACCUUUACCUUUGUGUGCUGUUGGGUUGUUUCAUCCACUUUGGGGUGAUUUUGAGUCGUAAUUUGGCCGUAACUUUAUCUGUGUUUCAGCAAAUGAUUUUUGGUAACAAAUCUGAUUUUUAUACAUAUUUUAGGAAAAUGCUUUGAAAUUAAAAAAAAAAUAAAAAUUCAGGUUGGAUGGCUGUUUUUGUCCCAAAUUAUUUUUGCAAUCAAAAUAUGUUGUUAUAAUCGAAGUCAAUGGGCAAAAACAGCCACAAACAUAACGAACCUGAUUUCACCAAGUGAGACAUCUUCCUGGAUUAACAUCUAUGU